Glossina fuscipes is the source of this 692-nucleotide messenger RNA. RefSeq lists its product as uncharacterized. Gene Ontology annotation, cellular component: nucleus. NCBI's taxonomy places the organism in Eukaryota, Metazoa, Arthropoda, Insecta, Diptera, Glossinidae. The record is from RefSeq and is a predicted model, not a curated record. The transcript has 2 exons. Bases 133 to 570 code for a protein of 145 amino acids. Gene Ontology annotation, biological process: transcription initiation at RNA polymerase III promoter; transcription by RNA polymerase II.
CUGAAAAAGAAUACUUUGGUUAUAUUCGAAUUUUGUUUGUUUUGUUUGCUGGGAUUGCAAUUUUGCAGCAGCAGCUAAAAAGUGAAUAUUUACAGAAUCACAAUGAUCUAGAGAAGAAAAGUGUAAAGAAAUAUGAAAAAGUCGCGGGUUACGGGUGUACGUGCAUUGCAAAAACAACAAGGACAAUUGUUGAAAAUUCAGAAAGCUCUGGAAUUAUUACUUGUCAAAGUAAACGAGUCGAUUAAUGCCCUCAAGGUGGAGGAACUCCAAUUAAGAUCUUAUGCCGCUUCGGAGAUCACCAAAAAUAUUGAUGAAAAUGAGCCAAGCACUUCCGCUCAAGCAGUUGCAUUAAUGUCAGCUCAUAGUUUGCUGAACAAUGCUUCAGAGCUGGCGACACAAACUGACUAUAACUUAGUAAACCAGCAGCAAAUCAAUUUAGAAUCAUUGUUGACUCCUCUGAAGCGUAAUGACAACGAUUUCGAAGAAGAUGAUGACGAUGAGACUGAAACUGAGGAUGACGGUGAAGAAAAGUUUUUACUAAGUUUAACUUCAGGGAAUAGUAUGCUUUAAUAAAACUAACUAACGAGGCUAACGCGAAAUGAAAAUAGUACAAAGCGUCGAACUCCAAGUGUUCUAAAAAUAGAAGAAAAAAAAAAAAGACUUUCAUCGCUUACAUUUUGUAUAUAUCCACC